Trichobilharzia szidati is the source of this 625-nucleotide messenger RNA. Lineage: Eukaryota; Metazoa; Platyhelminthes; Trematoda; Strigeidida; Schistosomatidae. The record is from the annotation of a GenBank genome assembly.
GUUUUGUUUAUCUAAUAUCACUUCUCUGUUUUCCACAAGACUUCGAAGUACAAACUGAUUCCAUCUUUAAUUCUAUCUGUUAAAUACAGCUUAAUAUUAUUUUAUCUUACUAUUGCAGUUGAGUGAGUAAAGAAUGCUUCAUCGUUAUCUGCUGGCGUUUAUCUACGUCAUAUUCUUCAUAUCUAUUCAUCAUAUCAAUGCUAAUGAUGACAACUUUGUAUCCUCCUUUAAAGAAAUGCCCAGCGGACUGUCUCCAGUAUUGAGAAAUCAUAUGAUGAUGAAACGUAAUUACUUAUGGGAUGCACGUUUGGGUAAGCGUUCAAUGAAUACUAUGAAUCGUGAUUCAUUACCAUGCUAUAAAUCUAUGCGUGAUCCAUAUCACAAUGAUGAUAAUUAUUUCCGAGGUUAUCCGGGUCAUGAUGACUGACUGACCGACUGACUGACGGACAAAGAAAAAGCCGAAAAACACAAAGAUCACAUCUCUGAUAGACCUCAACAUUGAAUAUUUUCAGUUUUUAUUUUGAUGUAUUGUAUUUUGUCUUUCUGUUCACAUGGCAACAUGUAAGAACCUAACAAUAUCUAUAGUUUAAACAUAUGAAACCAAUAAUUAUAAUAAUAAUAAUAA